GUCUUGUUAAUUCUCUGGUCUACAGACAUCAGCCCACGGUACCAUGUAGUGGACCUCUUCAGCGGGGUUGGGCAAAUUUCUCAGUGCUACAGACGGCAUGGCCUAGCGGCUGUAGAGUAUGAUUUCCUGGUCAGCAACAGCAUGGACUUUGUUUCAGCUGCUGGCUUCGGGUUAGCUAUAUACGCCGUAUUAUGUUUGGUCCCCUUUGGGCUACUCAUUGGGGGGCCGGACUGCUCCUCCUGGACUGUGGUGAGCCGAGGGACAUCCCUCAGAACAAUCGUCAAUCCUGGCGGCAAUGUGAAUUUGCAGUGGGUCAGAGACAACAAUCUCACUGUCAGUCGGCUGACACUUCUUCUCAUGUUGGCUACAGCGAUGCAUUGCCUGUGGGUUUUGGAACAGCCAUCCUCCUCCCAAUCUGUAUUUGCUCGUCACUGGAGAUUCGAGAAAUUCUGUAAUCAUACAGCCUCGGCAACUUGCUUGCAUUCUCCUUGGCGUAGCCAUACCCCCAAAUUAUGUAAUAUUAUAUAA
Symbiodinium pilosum is the source of this 528-nucleotide messenger RNA. Lineage: Eukaryota; Dinophyceae; Suessiales; Symbiodiniaceae. The record is from the annotation of a GenBank genome assembly.